CUCGACAUACACAAAAAAAUUCGAAAUUUCGAGAACUCUCUUGUGCCUUCUUCUUCAUCUUCCUCUGUUUUUAAAAAUGCAAUCAAGCAGAUUCUCACGAUACCUAAACCAAAUCCAAUUCAAUGGCGGAAGAAGCAAAAUCCAAAGGAAACGCAGCUUUCUCUUCCGGCGAUUACGCCACCGCAAUAACCCAUUUCACAGAAGCAAUCAACCUUUCACCAACCAAUCACAUCCUCUACUCAAACAGAUCCGCUUCUUACGCUUCUCUCCACCGUUACGAAGAAGCUUUAUCAGACGCGAAGAAGACUAUAGAGCUUAAACCUGAUUGGUCUAAAGGAUAUAGCCGAUUAGGUGCUGCGUUUAUUGGAUUGUCCAAGUUUGAUGAAGCGGUUGAUUCGUAUAAGAAAGGAUUAGAGAUUGAUCCGAGUAAUGAGAUGCUUAAAUCGGGAUUAGCUGAUGCUUCGAGAUCUAGGGUUUCGUCAAAGUCGAAUCCUUUUGUUGAUGCGUUUCAAGGGAAGGAGAUGUGGGAGAAGUUGACGGCGGAUCCGGGGACUAGGGUUUAUUUGGAGCAGGAUGAUUUUGUUAAGACGAUGAAGGAGAUUCAGAGGAACCCUAAUAAUCUUAAUUUGUAUAUGAAGGAUAAGAGAGUUAUGAAGGCUUUAGGGGUUUUGUUGAAUGUGAAGUUUGGUGGAUCUAGUGGUGAAGAUACUGAGAUGAAGGAGGCUGAUGAGAGGAAAGAGCCUGAACCGGAGAUGGAACCUAUGGAGUUGACGGAGGAGGAGAGGCAGAAGAAGGAGAGAAAGGAGAAGGCUUUGAAGGAGAAAGGGGAAGGAAAUGUUGCUUAUAAGAAGAAGGAUUUUGGGAGAGCUGUUGAACAUUAUACUAAGGCCAUGGAGCUCGAUGAUGAGGAUAUUUCGUAUUUGACGAAUCGUGCUGCUGUUUAUCUUGAGAUGGGGAAGUACGAGGAGUGCAUUGAAGACUGUGACAAGGCUGUUGAAAGAGGCAGAGAACUUCGUUCUGACUUCAAGAUGAUAGCAAGAGCUCUGACUAGAAAAGGAUCUGCUCUAGUGAAAAUGGCGAGAUGCUCGAAAGACUUUGAGCCUGCGAUUGAGACUUUCCAGAAAGCUCUUACAGAGCAUCGUAAUCCAGAUACAUUGAAGAAACUGAACGAUGCUGAGAAAGUCAAGAAAGAGCUGGAGCAACAGGAGUACUUUGAUCCUACGAUAGCCGAGGAGGAGCGAGAGAAAGGUAAUGGAUUCUUUAAAGAACAAAAGUAUCCAGAGGCAGUGAAGCAUUAUUCAGAAGCAAUCAAAAGAAACCCGAACGACGUGAGGGCAUAUAGCAACAGAGCUGCUUGUUACACAAAGUUAGGAGCAUUACCAGAGGGAUUGAAAGAUGCUGAAAAAUGCAUUGAGCUGGACCCAAGUUUCACGAAAGGAUACAGUAGAAAAGGAGCUAUUCAAUUUUUCAUGAAGGAAUACGAUAAAGCUAUGGAAACGUAUCAAGAAGGGCUAAAACAUGAUCCUAAGAACCAGGAGUUCCUUGAUGGUGUUAGAAGAUGUGUGGAACAGAUAAACAAAGCGAGCCGUGGUGAUCUGACUCCAGAAGAAUUGAAGGAGAGACAAGCAAAGGCAAUGCAAGAUCCUGAAGUUCAGAACAUAUUAUCGGAUCCAGUGAUGAGACAGGUACUAGUGGACUUUCAAGAGAAUCCGAAAGCUGCACAAGAGCAUAUGAAGAACCCAAUGGUAAUGAACAAGAUUCAGAAGCUGGUUAGUGCCGGAAUUGUUCAGGUCCGGUAAAUUGGUUAUGCUAAACCGGAGUGGUAUAUUGAAUCAAACCGAAGAUGUUUCCAAAUUUUCACUGCGUUCUUUUGGGCUUUUGUUAAACUGAUGAAACUCUGAUUUGGUUUGGGUCAUGUUUGAGGAGUUGUUGUAGAAUGAAUCAAGUCUGUGUUCUCCUAGUUUUAUAUGCUACUUCUUCGAAUUUUCUCAAAAGAAUCUUCAAACGAAAUUUAUAAUUGCUGUCAAAAAAUUUUAAAAAAAACUAUAAUUCUUUUUUGGUCGAAAAUUAUAAUUUAAAAGUCAAAAGCUGUAAAAUCUUUUUUGUUUUCUACAUGUCUCUUUUACAGAGGAAUAAAAGUCUUUUUAGACGGGCCUCACGUGCAUUGCACACGUUAUGGUGACUAAGAAAUUGUGCAAUAAUCAGAUUGUGUUGAAUUUUCUCUUCCACUUUUCUUUAAUACAAAAUAUAGUUUAAAAAAAUAUAUAUAUAGAUUUUUCUCUAGUGGAACGGUUUGUGGAAAGUAUUUUAAGAUUUAGAUCUUAAGAUUUUGUUUGCCCAAAAAACAAAAACAAAAAGAUCUUAAGAUUUUAAAAUCUAUGAAAGUUUAGGAGUUUUAAUUUUAGAAUUUAAGUUUCAGAAUCUAAGAUAUGUAAUUUUCCUUUGCUAACUGAAAAAACAUAAGUAAUAAUUUCUGAAUUUUGAUUUAGAACAUAAAACUAUUUCCCAUAACUUUUUAUUUUGUUAAUUAACGAUUAUUUUCAAAAUUAUGACAUGUUCCUAAUAAAUACUAUUCGGUUAAUCGGUUCACUACACAAAUCACAAAUUCGUAAGGGGAGGUGUACCGAUGGUUAACCAAAUUACAGAG
Messenger RNA from Arabidopsis thaliana (thale cress), 2647 nucleotides. RefSeq names its product stress-inducible protein (gene Hop3). The transcript has 5 exons. The coding region runs from base 123 to 1799 and encodes 558 amino acids. The record is from RefSeq and is marked reviewed. Gene Ontology annotation, cellular component: cytoplasm; nucleus. NCBI's taxonomy places the organism in Eukaryota, Viridiplantae, Streptophyta, Magnoliopsida, Brassicales, Brassicaceae.